AGAUAGAAAGAGAAAGGAGAGUGUUUGUGGAAGAGAAAAACAUCAUCUUCAUUCACGGCUUCCUUUUCCUUUAUAUAUAUAUAUAUAUAUACACACAUUAUAUGAGGUGAUUUUUGAUUAGUUUUGUAUUUGCCACUGUACAUGCAUGCUAUAGCUGCAAUUGGACCGCUGCUACAGGGGUUUAGUCGACUGUUGUGCCAAGGUUUCCGAUAACUAGUCGCCGCCAUCACUUAUUCUUCGACCUCCUUCGAUUAGAACCUGGAAAUGGAUAGAACCGCUGGCCAAGGAAGUAACAGUGUGGACACAUUUUUGCGGAACUAUAAGCUGGGUAAAACCCUUGGCAUUGGUUCUUUUGGCAAGGUCAAAAUUGCAGAACAUGUUUUAACUGGGCAUAAGGUUGCUAUAAAGAUCCUUAACCGUAGAAAGAUAAAGAACAUGGAAAUGGAGGAAAAAGUUAGACGAGAAAUCAAAAUAUUGAGAUUAUUUAUGCAUCCGCACAUUAUAAGACUCUAUGAAGUUAUAGAGACACCAACAGAUAUUUAUGUUGUUAUGGAGUAUGUGAAGUCUGGCGAGCUGUUUGAUUACAUUGUGGAGAAGGGGCGGCUUCAGGAAGGUGAAGCACAAAAAUUCUUCCAGCAGAUAAUUUCUGGUGUUGAGUACUGCCACCGAAACAUGGUGGUGCACAGGGACCUGAAGCCCGAGAACCUACUUUUGGAUUCCAAACAGAAUGUGAAAUUAGCAGAUUUUGGUUUGAGCAAUGUCAUGCGAGAUGGACAUUUUCUGAAGACAAGUUGUGGAAGUCCAAACUAUGCUGCACCAGAGGUUAUUUCUGGUAAACUCUAUGCUGGGUCUGAGGUAGACGUCUGGAGUUGUGGAGUCAUAUUGUAUGCCCUUUUAUGUGGCACCCUUCCUUUUGAUGAUGAAAACAUUCCCAACCUUUUUAAGAAAAUAAAGGGUGGAAUAUAUACACUACCCAGUCAUUUAUCUCCUGGGGCCAGAGACUUGAUUCCAAGAAUGCUUGUAGUGAAUCCUAUGAAGCGUAUUACUAUCCCUGAAAUUCGUCAACACUCAUGGUUCCAAGCUCACCUACCUCGAUAUUUAGCAGUACCCCAGCCUGACACAACUCAACAAGCAAAGAAAAUUGAUGAGGACAUUCUUCAAGAAGUUGUUAAGAUGGGUUUUGACAGGACAACCCUAUUUGAUUCUCUUCGCAGUAGAGUACAAAAUGAGGGCACUGUCGCAUAUUACCUGCUGCUAGACAACCGUUUUCGUGUUUCUGGUAGUUACCUUGGAGCUGAGUUCCAAGAAUCUAUGGAGUAUGGAUUCAACCCUAAUGAAGCAACAGCUUCAGCAAUCUCACAACAUACUCAAGCCUUCACAGAUUAUCAUGCAAUGUCUCCUAAGGCUCAAUUCCCCGUUGAACAUAAAUGGGCUCUUGGCCUACAGUCCCGAGCCCAUCCUCGUGAAAUAAUGACGGAGGUUCUGAAAGCUAUGCAAGAACUGAAUGUUUGCUGGAAGAAGAUUGGGCCAUAUAACAUGAAAUGCAAGUGGGUACCUCCUCCUGUGCAUCAUGGAGGACAAAUGAUCAGCAGACCUAUGCAAAGUAAUAAUUAUUUUGGGGACGACUCCAUCAUUGUGGAGAAUGAUGUAGAGCCUAAGUCACUCAAUAUCCUCAAGUUUGAAGUUCAGCUUUACAAAACUCCGGAAGAGAAAUAUCUGCUGGAUUUACAAAGAGUCCAAGGGUCACAGUUUGUAUUUCUGGAUCUUUGUGCAGCGUUCCUUGGCCAGCUCCGGAUCCUGUAGUAAAGUGGAAAGCAAGCAGACAGCCUUGUUGGUUGUUAGGGUUUAGGGUUAGGAAGAAGAGAGUUGCUUGUUGACAGAGUUGGGAAGAAGAAUGACGAUGUCUUUACAUCAUCUAUGUAAAUAACUCAUCAGUAGCUGCGUUUGAAUCUCCCAACCGCACCACCACCCCCUCUUUUUUAUUAUCGCUCUUAAUUUGAUGAUAACAAUAACAUUUUCUUUCUUCCUCCCUUUUUAUAAACUUCUUUUGGGGUGACCAUAUAUGUUGUAACUUGACAUAGUAGGCUUAUAUGAGAACCCAAAGAGAAUGUUAUUAUUAUUAUUAUUAUUAUAUCUCAAACUUGACUUUGGAAGUUGGAAUUUCA
This is a messenger RNA of Impatiens glandulifera, 2165 nucleotides long. Its product is annotated as SNF1-related protein kinase catalytic subunit alpha KIN10-like. Gene Ontology annotation, molecular function: ATP binding; protein serine/threonine kinase activity. The transcript has 11 exons. Lineage: Eukaryota; Viridiplantae; Streptophyta; Magnoliopsida; Ericales; Balsaminaceae. The record is from RefSeq and is a predicted model, not a curated record. Gene Ontology annotation, biological process: protein phosphorylation; intracellular signal transduction. Gene Ontology annotation, cellular component: cytoplasm. The coding region runs from base 265 to 1803 and encodes 512 amino acids.